AUGUCUGAAACCGCACCUGCCGUGCCUCCCGCUCCUGUCCCUGCCGAGAAGACGCCCGUGAAGAAGAAGGCCCGCAAGUCCGCCGGUGCCGCCAAGCGCAAGGCGUCCGGGCCCCCGGUGUCCGAGCUCAUCACCAAGGCCGUCGCCGCGUCCAAAGAGCGCAGCGGCGUGUCCCUGGCGGCGCUCAAGAAGGCGCUGGCGGCCGCCGGCUACGACGUGGAGAAGAACAACAGCCGCAUCAAGCUGGGCCUCAAGAGCCUGGUGAGCAAAGGCACCCUGGUGCAGACCAAGGGCACCGGCGCCUCGGGCUCCUUCAAGCUCAACAAGAAGGCGGCCUCCGGCGAGGCCAAGCCCAAGGCCAAGAAGGCGGGCGCGGCCAAGCCCAAGAAGGCGGCCGGGGCGGCCAAGAAGCCCAAGAAGGCCGCGGGGGCCAGCGCCCCCAAGAAGAGCGCCAAGAAGACCCCCAAGAAGGCGAAGAAGCCCGCGGCGGCGGCUGUCGCCAAGAAAGUGGCCAAGAGCCCGAAGAAGGCUAAGGCUGCCAAGCCCAAGAAGGCGGCUAAGAGCCCAGCCAAGGCCAAAGCCCCGAAGCCCAAGACAGCCAAGCCUAAAGCGGCCAAACCCAAGAAGGCGGCCGCCAAGAAGAAGUAAGACAAUAUGGAGUAGUUUAGAAUCUUUAAAGGCUCUUUUCAGAGCCACCCCAGAUCUCAAAAAAAGAGCUGUUGCACUCUGCAGGGGAAGGGGGCGUGGCGGGAAGGA
Messenger RNA from Neogale vison (American mink), 756 nucleotides. RefSeq names its product histone H1.4-like. Gene Ontology annotation, cellular component: nucleosome. Bases 1 to 648 code for a protein of 215 amino acids. Gene Ontology annotation, biological process: nucleosome assembly. The transcript has a single exon. The record is from RefSeq and is a predicted model, not a curated record. Lineage: Eukaryota; Metazoa; Chordata; Mammalia; Carnivora; Mustelidae. Gene Ontology annotation, molecular function: DNA binding; structural constituent of chromatin.